Peniophora sp. CBMAI 1063 is the source of this 1086-nucleotide messenger RNA. NCBI's taxonomy places the organism in Eukaryota, Fungi, Basidiomycota, Agaricomycetes, Russulales, Peniophoraceae. The record is from the annotation of a GenBank genome assembly.
AUGAAGCUCCUCUCCUACGCUCUUCUCCUGGCCACCGCGCGCGCAGCCUUUGCCGCCACGUCCUUCGCGGGCACUAACCUCUAUUAUGCUGCUGGCCUCUCUGCGUCACAGCGCGCGACGUAUCUCGAUGCGCUUCAGGGUGCUGGCAUGAAGGUCCUCCGCGUCUGGCUCGACGGUCAGAGCACUGCCUCGACGAAGAACACUCCCAUCACGUCCUACAACGACCUCGAGCCGAACUCUAUUGGCACGUUUGACGACACAGUCCUCAAUCUUCUCGACGCAUUCAUGAUCGACAGUCACGCGCGAGGGAUCAAGCUCCUCAUCAGCAUGCAUAGCUUCAAUGCCCUCAGCCGGCCUGACGUCUAUGGCAAGAUCUACGGCACAGGAUAUUUCUACGAAGAGUCUCAAGCGACCAGUCAAUUCGACAAUCGUCUCAAGCACAUCCUCAACCAUGUGCACAGUACACUCGGCAAGCCAUGGAAGGAGCUCAACCAGUACAUCUUUGCUUUUGAAGCUGAGAACGAGGCUAUGAUUGGCAAGGGCAUAGACUAUAUCACCGACCAUCAGCAGUGGCAGUGCGACAGAGCCACCACUAUCAAGAGCGUCAUCGGUGAUAACAGUGGUAUCCUGGUCACCACUGGCGGCGAGUCGUGGCUCGCAGAGUCCGUCAUGUCCGGAUGGCUCAACUGCGCGGCGCUUGACGUCGUAGCCAUCCAUGCCUAUGGAACCGGAGACUUCUCGACGUCUACUAUCCAAGGAUAUGUCAACCAGGCGACUGCAGCCGGCAAGAAGCUUCUUUUCCAAGAGUGGGGCGCCUGCUACUAUACCACGUCGAACAACGAUUGUCCUACCGGUAGCGCACUCUCCACUAGCACGCGUAACUCGAACAUCCAGACUUGGGCCCGCCAGAUUACCGCCGCCGGCGUUCCAUGGCUGUACUGGCAGGUCAUCCCGAACAAUGACCCUCAUUAUGGAUCUGACUUCGAGGUUGGCAUCGGAGAGAGCGGUUUCACGGCUCUCGCUGCCGUGUCAGAGGAGGCACUCAAGGCAUCGACCCCCUUCGAUUACUCCGCUUACCUGCUGUAA